AUGUCUCGUUUGGGUGGCACGUCGAGAACGACAAGCUAUGAUGAGGUCACGCAAUACAAGAUCGUCAAUUCUGUAGAGCCUGCGACGCGGGCAAGAUCUAAGUCCAGGGAACGAGCCGAUGGGUCUGAUGAGUACUACAAGAGUCAAGUCACACGCUCUCGUAGCAAGUCGACAGGAAGGCCACUCAGCCGCGCUAUUGCCAAUGUCGGGCUCGAUGUUAAGGGCAUCCCAAUUGUGCAAAUUGUGUAUUAUCAGUCUGGAGUGGGCAGUGGCAAGCUUACUGCGGUGAACAAAGCUACGCAAGGCGCUUUCGGCGACGGACUGAACGAGAAGGUGUGCGAGGCGUAUACCUUCUUAGUGAACAACUACGGUCCAGGUGACGAGAUAUUCAUCUUUGGGUUUUCGAGAGGCGCCUACACCGCUCGCUCACUUGCCAGCUUUGUCUGUCAGAUUGGCCUGCUCAGUCCCGGCAUGAUGGAUUACUUCAACGACAUCUUCACGGCCUAUAAGCUUCGCGAUAGGCGAGCUGGCGAGACCGGCUUCCGAGAUAUGGAAUGGUCGCGCCACUAUGUGCGCCCAGGUGAGCUUGGCUUCGAAACUCGGCAACGGGAGCGUGUUACUCGAUACGACUGGAUCCGUCGAUGGGCUCAUCUGCACGCAAAAGUCAAGGUCGUUGGCGUCUUCGAUACUGUGGGUAGUAUAGGUAUGAGUGGAUGGGUCCCGCAACCUGGUGAUGAUGUUGAUUGGCAUGCGACGAAGCUUCACCCGAAGAUCGAAUGUGCUUUUCAUUCACUUGCUCUAGACGAGCAUCGUGGUAGUUUCCCACCUACAAUAUUCUUCUUGGACCAGGCUUGCAAAGACGCCGGUGUGAAGCUGCGGCAAUGCUGGUUCCCAGGCUUUCAUAGCUGCAUCGGUGGCGAGAGCGACCCAAAGUACGAUGUCAAUAGCGUGGACGAGGUUACCUUUGCCUGGAUGAUCGAUCAGUUGACACGAUACAACCUUCUUCAGAUCAAUGAGCGUGCCCUUCAUUAUCCCAUCUUGGACCGUUUGAGCAUGGAUCUCGAGCCCAAUGGCCAUCACCCAACCCCACCCCGCAACGCGCAAGAAGUGCACGGGCGCCGUAUAGACUGGUCGGACGGUCAAUUGAUUGAGACGGAUACAUUAUUCUGGCAGGUAGCGUCACAAGUUGCCACCCAGCGCUGGGACUACACACGCAAGCCCGGCCAGUACGAGGCUUACGACGAUGGUACAAGGCAGCAAGUAGACUACUCGGCCUUCCGCGAGGAAAUCCACCCGAGCGUCUGGCACCGCACACAGACUCGGAACUAUGAGCCACGUUGCCUUCCGCUUGAUCGCUGGAAGCGUCAUCGUGUCGGUGACGGUGCGGGAUACGAGUGGGUCAAAGCUAGCCGUAGUGGACUGAUACAAGUCCGGAUCCCGGAGUACAAGAUCCCGCAUAUCCCGACCUACGAUAGUGGCAUGGCGCACUGGACUGGAUGUCUUGAGCAGCGUAUCGUUCCUGGGGAAGUUUUGCGUAAGUUGGAUUACGCGAACGGGAUCGUGCGUUCUAGUCCACGCCCAGAGUCAACGCGUAUCGACAGUGGCUACUCCCGUGACGGACACGACGGCAGAUACCUUUCGCCUAUGUCUCCAAGGUCCGAGCCUAGUUAUGGCACAAAGUCGGCAGACGAUGCGUAUUCAGAGCGGGAUACGGUCACGGUACGCACAAGGUCUCCUCGGCCACCAUCGUCCGCGGCGGAUUACUCUAACACCCGUAUCGAGUUUGGAGAGCGCUCGUGA
This is a messenger RNA of Recurvomyces mirabilis, 1800 nucleotides long. RefSeq lists its product as uncharacterized. Bases 1 to 1800 code for a protein of 599 amino acids. The record is from RefSeq and is a predicted model, not a curated record. NCBI's taxonomy places the organism in Eukaryota, Fungi, Ascomycota, Dothideomycetes, Mycosphaerellales, Teratosphaeriaceae. The transcript is spliced from 5 exons.